AUGCGGCUGCGCGAUCUGGCGAUCGUCUGGGGCCUACUGGCGACCCUACUGCAGGGCGCCGGUGGCAAAGGGGGCGGCGUCCAGCCGGACGGGUCCAUCUUCAGCGUGCACUCCGACGGCGACUUCGACAUGUCGAACAGGACCGUCUUCUUCAGGCCCUUCCAGGGAGACAGGAAGACGUCGUACGUCUACAGCGUGCUGGACGCACCGGUGGAGAAGGCGCUGAGCCCCCUGGGCGUCGGGGGCGACUACGUGCGCCUGAGCCUGGAGGGGGCUGAGGAGGGUACACCUUUUUUUGGGUCUCUGUAUUCGGAAAUCUACAUCCACAGGAGUGGUUACAUUGUCUUCCAGGAGCAAGACCUGCUGUUCGACACACCGGCGGCCUGCUUUGAGGCGGCUCUGCAGUUUCCUUCUCAGGGCAUGCCAAAGAUGAUCAGCGCCUUCUGCACAAACUCGACAGAUGUGUCCAAAACAGUCAAAUUGGAGAGGCACACAAGCAGCGCAAUGGUCGAAUGGAAUCUGCCGUGGACCCCUUGCUCCGGGGGAAAUGAACCUGACACUCAAGGAAGGUACUGGAAGCAUAGAGUGAUGGCAUCUGGUCUAAAUUUGGGACAACAAGCCCACUGGGCUCCUUGUCUUCGAAUCCGAGAUCCGCUGUCAACGGAUUGA
Ostreobium quekettii is the source of this 669-nucleotide messenger RNA. The record is from the annotation of a GenBank genome assembly. NCBI's taxonomy places the organism in Eukaryota, Viridiplantae, Chlorophyta, Ulvophyceae, Bryopsidales, Ostreobiaceae.